Aureobasidium uvarum is the source of this 3594-nucleotide messenger RNA. The record is from the annotation of a GenBank genome assembly. Lineage: Eukaryota; Fungi; Ascomycota; Dothideomycetes; Dothideales; Saccotheciaceae.
AUGCCUUCCCGGGCUUCGCAACCUGGCAAGACUGCGCCCAAGUUCCUCCAUGACCUCCUUCGACUCGACCCUCAAGCCAUCGGCCUGAACCACCGAAACAUCCUUCUCGACAACCCUCCGCAAUUCGAUGGCAACGCUCGCUCAGGCCCGCCCUUGGUCUUGGACAGAGGCAGCUGCAAGCACGAAUACUACUCGCACAUAGCACGCUGCAACUUGCCGCGUAUCGAUGAGUCUGCACAACAGGAUACUCGCUGGAAGGUCGCCGCUUGCUGCAGGAAAUGUCGCCUCUAUCUCACUCUCUCCAUAGACUACCCGGAAACUGGCUGCAAACGACCAUGUCCCAACAGAGAUCACCCACUCCACCAUCUUCGUCACACUACGACAUCCACCGAUCCGUCACAAGUCGGCUACCACUUUGAGUGCUCCAAUCUCGCCUGUCAAGCACACGUGCACGUCGCCUACCAGAGACCCGUCUUGACCAAAGAAGACAUCCUGGUUCUCACCGAUCCUCAAGCUCUGACUCGACGUUACGAGCACGUCAUCGAGGCUACUCCGGACCGUGAGGGUGUGCGUCUGGCCACUCCUCAGGAAGUCUUUACCCGCUUCAAGAGAUAUGUUUCGGAUUCCCUGCUUGAGGAAAAUGCUAGGCGUAGCUUCCCUGCAAGAAAUAAGAGAUUCAUGGAAGCCUUUGGAACAGAUUGCGACUUGUUACUCUACCGCAUAGGGUUCAAGAAAGAUGAGGACCAACAUGGCGAGGAUCAAUGGAAGCUGCCUUCGCCGAAAUCAGUUGAUGAUCCGGACCUGCUGCGUCUUAUGCUCGAGAGAUUGGUCAUUGAGUUGCAGUACCUGAUUGACGAGUAUUGCGCAAGUCACGCAACUCCCAAUCCUUCGCGGCCGACGUAUCAGGAUGCGAGAAUUGGAUCUCGCUCGUACGCUGAGCGCACAGAGCUGUAUGAUAAACAUCCCAUAUUUGAUGACAAAGUCCCUGGGCGUAAUCUGGAUCCGACCGAGGAGGACCAUCCCUGCUUUGCCAGUCUUGGUGCCCUUGGCGAUUUCUCAGAUCGUCUAGUUAUCUUCUCUUACGAAAGGCAGGCGGCAUGCGAUCCCGUAGAAGGGCCUUAUUACUUCGAUUGCCUCCAAGAGCUCGCGACGGGUAGACAAAGCGAGCUUCUUAUCACCAAGUCAGCCACACUCGCAUCGGAGAAUGUCUUGAGCAAAAAGGAUAUCAAUCAAGCAUACAAAGCUUUAGGUAUUGACCCAGAUGUGCAAAAGACUAUCGACGACGAACAAGUAAUCGGAAUCUACAAAUCACGAUGGUCAGACAGUAGCGAAACAGGGCAGGCCGACUUGAAGACAGCCUUAAAGACGUUAGGCAAUGCCAGAAGCAGUCGCUCAAUACUUGACAUUGCCGCAGACACCGUGGAAACAUAUGAGCAAGCACUUACAUGGCUUGGUGCCGAUGCAUCUCAAGCAGACGACACAAUUGUAGCGCUGUAUGGCGUCAAAGUCAAUGACUGUUACAACGAUUCGAUGACCAAAGAUCUUGCUCGCCGUGCCGUUGGCUUGAUUGCUGCGCACCGCAAAAGCGAGAUUUUGCAAAGUUGGCUUGCCACUGGUGAAAUGACUUCGCAAACAAUGGCUCUCCAAGAAGCGUGCAAACACCUGGAGAUCGACAAUCUCGACGAGGUCGACCCAAGCAUGAUUGAAUACCAAUUCGACCUUGUCAGAGAAGGAAAACCUGGAGCGACAACUGACAAGGCUAUCGCCGUCGUUCGCAAAGCUAUGGACGAACGACAGUCCGGACAACAGCCUACACAGAGCUGGCCUGUCGGACUGAUCAGCCACGGAAAUACUUGCUAUCUCAACAGUCUCCUCCAAUAUUACUUCACCAUCAAGCCCCUGAGAGAGCUAAUACUCGAUUUCGACAAGUUCAAGUACGAUCUAGCAACUCAAGGUGCAAAAGCCGAGCGAGUUGGAAACCUCCAUCGUCCCGAGUAUGAGAUCGAAUCAUUCCAAAGCCUUACUAACGAUCUUCGACACCUCUUCGAGCGCAUGAUCAAAGACCGUGGAACAGCUGUCAAGCCUGAAGCGGAUCUGGUCUGUCGAGCUUUCUUGAAGCCCACUGGUCCUGAAGCAGAUACAGCAGGCUCGCAACAGGACGAGGGUGUAGACGUCAACAUGACUUCCACCGAGAACGAAAACCACCCUGCUGACGUGGUCGCCACCGGAAAUGCAGAUGACUCCUCCACAAUCUCUCAAACCAGCUCAACUACGCUUCAAGGCAACGCUGUGCUUACUCCGCCAGUCACCCCUAAAGCCGAGAAAGAGGGUGAAUUUCUCGCCCCGCCGUUGCCGCCUAGAAGGCCUGCAACUCCAUCUCAACAAACCAAAACCAACCUGCAAAAGGCAGAAGAAGCUGCUAGACAGCAGCAAGAUGUCGCCGAAGUUAUGGAAGAGCUACUGACAAGGUUGAGAGCCUCAAUCAAGCCGCUCGGAAAAGACUCUCAAGGCGAGCAGUUGGACCAGCUUCGAGACAUCUUCAACAUGCGCAUUACCGAUACGAUCAUCCCGGAAGGCGAGCAACCUUCGACAAAGGAAGAUGAUUUCACCAACUUGAUGCUCCUGCCACCUUAUGAGCCUACCGACAUCUACUCUGCUCUCAGUCGAGUUCUUGAUUUACACCCCGAACCAGAAGCUAGCAAGCCGGUCAACGUGUACAAAACCUUGAAGUCGUUCCCACCGAUCCUUCAAAUCAGCAUCAACCGCAUCCGUUUGGAUCGUGAAGGCAAACCAGUCAAGAGUGUUGAUCGCAUAAGACUCGAAGAGACCCUAUACAUGGAUCGCUAUUCAGACGAUGAGGCCGUACUUGCCAGACGCAAACAAUGCUGGGAGUGGAGAAGACGUUUGCGCAGCCUACAAGCCGAGAAAGAGAUCAUCCAGAAGACAGACGUUGGUAUUGAUGGCCCGUCUGCGCUCGAUGCUGUGAGUGAUUGGCUGUCUAACCUGUCUGAAUCGAACUCAAUCCUUUCGGAAGCUGGAGUUGACCCGAUCGAAGUGCCCGAGUCACUCUCAUCAGAUCUCAAGCAAGAGAGAGAUGUCCAGCGUGCGCGCCUCCCAAUUAUCGACCAGGAAGUACGAGAGCUGGAAGACAACAUCACAAAGCAGUUCUCUGGAUCUGAGUUCGAGAAGCUCAAAUACCGCCUUCAUGCCGUCUUCUUCCAUCGCGGUAGCACCGGUCAUGGCCACUAUUGGACUGAUAUCUACGACGCUCAAAACAACAUCUGGCGUAAAUACAACGAUGAGCAUGUUGAGCCGAUCAACACACUCGACGAGAUACUCAACGCGGAAACCUGGCAGCAUGGUACACCCACAUACGCUGUAUACGUUCGAGAUGACACCAAGGAGCAAUAUGUCGAGCCACUAUGUCGCGACGUCGAAGAAGUAACUGAUGAGCCGAUGCCCGAUGCAACUACUUCGUUCGAGCCAAUGCCUGACGCGACUCCAUUCGACCUGGCAUCUACAGCAGUUAGCGACAUCAAAGUGGAAGGAGACUGGGACAAGAUUGACGAACCGGUACAAGAGAUCAACUGGUAG